This is a messenger RNA of Phoenix dactylifera (date palm), 612 nucleotides long. RefSeq lists its product as uncharacterized. The record is from RefSeq and is a predicted model, not a curated record. NCBI's taxonomy places the organism in Eukaryota, Viridiplantae, Streptophyta, Magnoliopsida, Arecales, Arecaceae.
AUGGCCAACAUCAGGUGGUUCGUCGGAGAUGGGCAGACUGUGAGAGUUAUGGACAAUGCCUGGUUAUCUGACCUUCCCCUGUCUCAUUGGCCAACUAUGAUCAAUGCUGGUGUCGACGCCGAUAUGUGGAUCUGUGAGCUAUUCACCUUGGGGGAGAGGAAGUGGCAUAUGUCUCUGAUCAAUCGUCUCUUUGGCAUCCAGCUUGUUGAGAGGAUUGUUGCCAUAUCGAUUCCCAGGGUUGCUUCUAGUGAUAGGAGGGUGUGGCGUCAUACCAUCGUCCCGAAAGUGAAGGCUGGGGACUUGUAUGAGCUGUAUAGAGCUAAGACCAAUCAGAGGCAGGAUUGUAUCAGGGUUUGGAGGUUAGGAGCACACCAUCAUAUAACCUUAUUUCUUUGGAAGGUGGCAUGGGCCUACCUACCUACCAGUGGAGUGCUAUGCAGGCGAGAGAUGAACCUCCCGCCAAGCUAUGAUGCUUGCCCUGAUGAGGACUCUGUGGCUCAUGUGCUCUUCCUAUGCCCAUGGGCGACCCGAGCAUGCGGGCUCUUUGACGCCUCCUUGUGUUUCCUUCAGUCAGCGACCCCCCAUCCAGACCCUCCUCUUUUACCUCAGUGA